CUCCAGACAGCUGCACGCUUGAACCGUUGCAGCGUGAAAAAGACCGCUGAUCGAAGUGCCAUUUGUUCUUGGUCUCGUUGAGCUAAAAUUCAUAAAACAUGGCCUUAAUACCGUUCGUCGCAACAGUCGUUAUCUCUUCCUUUCUUUUUAUCGGGGCUCAAGAAACGAAUGACUGCACUGACCCGAGAGGCCGGUUAGCAUGGAAGGCAUUGCAGUCCUCCGAUAAAGGGCACAUGCUGUACACCAGCUUUGAUGCGUCUGUCAUUGUGUGCACUUACGUAACGCAGAACAGUGAAGACAGCAGUACGAUGUCCGUACGUGGGAAAUUCAUAUACCAAAUCAACGACCUUCCUGUCGUCUACAAUGAUCCUAUUACCACGAAGGUUGAAAACUGCGAGGGCCUCAUAGCGGUAUAUAACGAGACAAGUGGAGAAAAGGUAUCACAGUCCGUGAUUUUGUACUCAAAUUUUGAAACCUGCACCAUCUUCUUUAAUAUAGAACAACAAGAAUGCCAGCUGUGGGCGUACGAAAACCCUACGAAUGAUGUUAUCCAAGAGUGCCUUGGUACUUACAAGACGUUAUGCGACGGAGAAAUAUACGAGGUUUACAACGCAACAUGCCUGACGUGAAGUCCACCUUCUGAAAAAAUAUUGGCACCUAAUAUCAUUUUUUGUAUAUUUUUGUCUAUAUACUUAAUAAUAGGAACAAAACAUGCCACCAUUUUUGUGUAUACCUGACUUCAAACCAAAGGCACCUCCACACCUUACUAUCACUUUCUUGAUAAUUAAUAAAAUACAUUCUUCGAAACACCUUACUGGGAGUUGAAAACGAUGGCCUGCUGUGAUUAGGUUUCAGAAGAUUUCGUACGAAAGAAGAACUGGCCGUUAUGAGGUUAUAUAUAGCCUAUAUAAGUUUCCAAGAUAAAAUAGGAACUUAACUUCCACUUCUUCAGUACUGAACCAAAAUAAACUUCUUUGGAU
Messenger RNA from Ixodes scapularis (black-legged tick), 980 nucleotides. RefSeq lists its product as uncharacterized. The record is from RefSeq and is a predicted model, not a curated record. The transcript is spliced from 5 exons. The coding region runs from base 99 to 629 and encodes 176 amino acids. Gene Ontology annotation, molecular function: amine binding. Gene Ontology annotation, biological process: symbiont-mediated perturbation of host defenses. NCBI's taxonomy places the organism in Eukaryota, Metazoa, Arthropoda, Arachnida, Ixodida, Ixodidae.